This is a messenger RNA of Megalops cyprinoides (Indo-Pacific tarpon), 4350 nucleotides long. RefSeq names its product plakophilin-3-like. The transcript has 13 exons. The record is from RefSeq and is a predicted model, not a curated record. Gene Ontology annotation, biological process: cell-cell adhesion; cell-cell junction assembly. Bases 366 to 2873 code for a protein of 835 amino acids. NCBI's taxonomy places the organism in Eukaryota, Metazoa, Chordata, Actinopteri, Elopiformes, Megalopidae. Gene Ontology annotation, cellular component: nucleus; adherens junction; cytoplasm. Gene Ontology annotation, molecular function: cadherin binding.
UCUGCUACCUGGAAAAGGUAUCGACGGAAGCUCCUCCCUAGUCGUAGACUCGACAGUGUUCGCUCACUGUGCAAGGCUGAAGGAGAGGAGAAGGGUGAUAUCUGACAGCGGUGCGGGGAAAUUCUCCUCUAAACCUAAAAAUAACGUUCGCGAUUGACUUUUUCCCCCUUGGCUUCGUUUUCUUUAUUGACUUGCUGCCCGUAACUGCCGAUCAGAAUAACAACAUCCAAGAGCGACCUGCUUUUUGUACAGAAGUCCAGGGCCGGCAAAAGAAGAACUGUUAUUUGUGGAAGUAGAAGUAUCUGGGACUGUUGUAAUUACUCCACGGAUUGUGACUCUAUCGCCCUUCUGCCACCACCACCAAAAUGAGUGUUAGCAUGAACACUGAGAGUGUUUUUCUGUCUGCUGUGCAGCCCCAUACUUCCGUCAGCACUUAUGCGGUCCCCUCCGAGAUCCAGCUCGGGCAUGGGGGUACUCUCUCGGACGAAGCCGCGAAGGCGAAGAGGGUCCAGCAACAGGUCCAGAUGCGCCUUGCUGAGAAGUUCACCUCCCUCCCGCGGGUAAACGGGUCCAGCUCUAAUUACGCAGCUUCAGAGUAUGGUGGCACCCAGACAAUGAAAUAUUCCACCUACGCCCCAGGAUUCAGCUCCAAGUCCCACAUGUACAACAUGAGCAGGACUAUUGCGGCGCCCAGGGUGUCGCAGACUGCCGGCUACUCCUCACGCUCGGCUGUGGAAAUGGGUCCUCGGCAAAGGGUCAGCCUCGGGGGCGGGCUCGGAGGCGGAGCCUAUCAGCACGAUGACAUGCGCAUGGGCGGCCAGCAGAGCAGCUACCAGCAGGUGGUCACCCGCACCAUGAGCCGGCCCGACCCCGAGACGCUCUCCCUGCGCUCGCUGCGUCUGCACAACAUGUCCCAGCAGCCGUCACCCGUGGCAGCGUGGAUGGCUCAGGACGGCAGUGAGGGCAGCCUGUCGGAGAGGGAGGCGGCCUUCACCCGCCAGCACUCUUACGCGGCCAGCAACGGCUACACCACCCAGAUGCGGCAGUCCCCAGCGCCCGGCACCAUGCGCCGUACCCUCAGCGGGACGCUGGCCCGUGCUGGCAGCAGUGGUGGGGGCGGCGAGAUGGAGGUCGUCCAGCAUUACCAGUCCUUCAAGGGCCCCGCCCACCGCACCAUCAGCCGCAUCGCCAACCGCAACAACCGGGCGAGCAUGGUCUCCUCCGUCUCCGGGGCCAGCACCCUGCAGCACCAGAUGUCCAGUGGCAGCAGCUACGGCGGCGGGCUGGCCAUGGGGGGCAUGUCCAGCAGCUCCCAGGUCUUCCUGCCGCGCACCCUGUCCGUGAAGAGCGUGCACAGCGUGGGGAAGGGCGUUGACGUGUGUGAUGGCCAGAUGAUCAUGGGCAGCAUGGGGAACCUCAGUGGAUUCAGCCAUAUGGACAUGCCCACAGCUGUCAGCUACUUGUCCAUGGAUGACACAGAACUGCAAGUGCAAGGAGCAGCCUACAUCCAGCAUGAGUGCUACCAUAACAAUGAUGCUAAGAAGCAGGUGUAUCAUCUGAAGGGAAUCCCUGCGAUGGUGCAGCUCUUCAACAGCGAAAACCAGGAGGUGCAGCGUUACGCCACAGGAGCCAUGCGUAACAUCAUCUACGAGAACAUGGACAACAAGGCGGCGCUGAUCGAGGCCGGGGGGAUCCCAAUGCUCAUCUUGGCCCUCAAGGAGCCAGACGACGAGCUCCGCAAAAACAUCACUGGUAUUCUAUGGAACCUGUCCUCCAAAGACAGUCUGAAAGACAAACUGGCAAAGGAAACACUGACUGACCUGACAGAGAAGAUCCUGAUUCCUCUGUCUGUUAGUGGAGAGUCUGACACCAUCCAGCAAAGUCCCUCCGAGUCCGAGAUCUUCUACAACACCACCGGCUGCCUCAGGAACCUGAGCUCUGUGAAUGAGAAGACGCGGGGCUUGAUGCGGGAUAUGCGGGGCUUGGUAGACUCACUGGUGGGCUACAUCCAAACCUCCCUGCAGGAUGGCAAGGUGGAGGACAAGGGGGUCGAGAAUGCUGUGUGUGUCUUGCGGAACCUGUCCUAUCAGUUGUAUGAGGAGAUGCCGCCAUCCAUCCUUCAGCGAUUGGAGGGACCAACAAGAGGGCAGGACAGUGGAAUGAAUGACGCCAUUGGCUGCUUCACCCCCAAAAGCAAGAAAGCCAAGGAUAGACAGAACCAGGACCUGUCUACAUUCACAGAGGUGGCAAAACAGCCGAAGGGCGAGGAGUGGUUGUGGCACCCCCAGGUGGUGGGGCUUUAUAAUCGCGUGCUCCAGCGCUGUGAGAUCAACACCACCACACGCGAGGCGGCCGCUGGGGCUUUACAGAACAUCACUGCGGGGGAUAAGAGGUGGGCGUCGGUGCUCAGCCGGGUGGCGUUGGAGCAGGAACGCAUGCUGCCUGUGAUCAUGGACCUCCUGCGCACCCACAGCGACGUGGAGCUGCGUUCACUGACGGGCUUCCUGAGGAACCUGUCCCGCCAUGCCAAGGACAAGGGCGCCAUGGCGACCAAGGUGGUUAGCACCUUGGUGGCCAAGCUGCCUAAAGACGGCCACCAGAAGGAGCCCUCCAGCGAUGUAGUGAUCAACAUCUGCGGAGCCCUCAACAACCUGGUGAUAGGCAGCCAGCUGGCUGCCCGGGACAUCACUUACUUUGAUGGACUCACAAAGCUGGUGGCCAUCAAGACCAGCCAUGACAACAGCUCGGCGAAGCAGAAAGCAGCCAAGGCAGCGUCGACAGUGCUCUGCAACAUGUUCCAGUACAAGAAGCUCCACAAGGACUAUAAACAGAAAGGGUUCACGAGACAGGACUUUGCUGAUGGAACCAUUUGAAGUGGAACUGCUGUUGCCAUCCUGUUGCGGCUACUAAACCGGGCAAGGGAUGUUUGACUAAAAACACUCUUCUCUCUGCUGUAUAGUUAACCCACCUGACACUGUAUGUGUACAUAUAAACAUGGAAACACCAGACCUACAAGUGAUGGCGAAGAUGAAAGUGGUAUUUUGUCCGAAUGAAUGUAACACCAAGGAGCCAUGCUUAUGGAGAAUGAACUUUUACUUUUUUGCUCAGAUGGACCUGCUGUAAUAUUCUCCACGGAUUUCAGACAGUUGUUUUUUUCUUUGUGAGCUUACUAGAUGGAUCUCAGUGUCAAUAAGUUAUAACCAUUCUUCAACGGAAUGCAACUCCACUGCCCUCCCUCCAAAUCCUGACUCCGCCCAGAGAGGCUGGGUCCCUGACAGCACUGUAUGGAAACAAGAUGGAGCUUGUUAUUUCUAAUUCACGGGAAAUACCUGUUAUCAAGUCCUGCAGGACCACUCUUGCUCCUUUUGAAGCGUUCCUUUCCAUUCACUUUAUGCAUUGGUGUCCUUGUGCCCUUCCUCACAAAAUGCAUCACAAUACAAACCAAUGGGGAAAGAAAAUGUGCCUGCAGCAGAACAGGACGUAAUGUAGAAAACCCAGGGUGGAGUGGUGAAUCACUGGAGUUAAUCAUCUACAGUGCGUGUGAGAGGAAUCUUGACAGCUUCUUGUCCAUAGUAAGAGUCCACUGUCUAUCUUAUCUGACUCAAACCAUGAACAGGGCUGAACAGAAGCAUCACCUGACCACUGACCCAAGAACAGUCCCCGUGCUCUCAGCAGCACACAACCUAGAGUCACUUGCCAGGUUAUAAUUGUGAUGGUAGUGACUUUCAUCCUGCCGCAUGAUGUGGGGUUGAAUGUUUGGCCUUAUUCAUUUUCGGGAUUCAAGGAGUGAUAUCCUCAUCCUGCUACACUACACCUCAUUUUGGGGGUGCCUGCCUAUAGGUAAAGACACACACACACACACACACACACAAAAGCUGGUGUAAGACUGUCUGAAUAUGGUGCCCUCAAUGGAGGCAGGACACAGGGCAUAGAUAUAUAUAUAUAUAUAUAUAUGUAGUCUGCAUUCUGAUGGAUGCUAUGCAAUGUGGCUACACAGCUUUCCCACAUGUUCAACUGUUGUCUAUUAUGACUUGAACCAUACUAGUUUUAUUCUAAAUACAGUAUAAUUCUCAGGAUUUUACAACAACUGCAAAUACUCCUCAUCUAACAAUUCAUGCAAUGUAAAAUUUCCCAAAACAAUUUAACUUGUAUCUGUCCAUAAAUAUAUGUCUUUGCAGAACAACUAUAUUUUUGUAAGACUGGCAUCUGUGUUAUAUGAAAUGUAAAGAAUGUCAUUUGGGUGUCAAAGGGUGUCAUACUAUGCCAAAGUGGAUGCAGGAUCAGGGAUUUGUAAGUGAAUGGUUGAUACCGUGUGCUUGUGUGAAUGUGAUUUUAAAGGCCUUUUUAUUC